Molecule: messenger RNA, 844 nt
Organism: Heterotrigona itama
Lineage: Eukaryota; Metazoa; Arthropoda; Insecta; Hymenoptera; Apidae
Source: the annotation of a GenBank genome assembly
AUGGAUAGUAACAUACAACAGGUAGAUCAUUAGAUAUGUUUUUUACAAUUAUUAGUAAACAACGUAAAUUAACAAUAAAUUCAGAGAUUAAAAUUUAUAAGAUUAAAAUUUAAACUUAAUAUUUAAUAAAUAGAUACGUACUCUAUCUACUUUAUUCAAUUAAUGAUUCUUGAUUUAUUGUAAUUUUCUUUUACAGAUGAAUGUGAUUUAUUUUAUAUUUCUAUGUUUAUUAUUAUCAUUACUGAAAAAUGGAGCUGAUGGAGGCUCAGUUACAGUAACAGAAGUCCCAGCUGGUCAUUUAGCUGAACUUCCAUGUUUAAGCAGUGAUGAUCAUCAUCGUUUUAUGUUUUGGCAACUUACUGAUGAUAAUCGCAUUAUUGGACCUGGAAAUCCAAUGGAUGAAAACAAGUACAAUUAUGAAGUGCUAACAGGAAAACUUUUCAUAAGGGGUGUAUCAACAGCUGAAUCUGGCUUCUAUAAGUGUGUUUCUAAAGGUAUAUCAGAUCAUUCUGCUAUUAAUAUUCAUGUUGUUGAAUUAAUAGUUAAGAAAGAUUGGGAAGAUGUUUGGGAAAAUGAUUUUGAGACAAAUUUAUUACGGGGUAUGGCUGCUGUUAUGGUAAUAGUUGUUGCUAUAGCUGUUGUCCUUUUCAUUAUCACAACAAAAAGAAGACGCAAUCGCAGAUUUUUUGAUUUGGAAGAAUCAAGAGAAAAUUCUCCUGCAAAGUAUACACCAAAUGUCUAUACUGGCCCUGCACCAACUAUACCAACAAUCGAUGAAGGGGGUAUUGAUAAUGAAGCUCUUGAUAUUGAUUUUCCAAGGGUACUCAAACAAAUGCAAAAAUAA